Notodromas monacha is the source of this 1306-nucleotide messenger RNA. The record is from the annotation of a GenBank genome assembly. Lineage: Eukaryota; Metazoa; Arthropoda; Ostracoda; Podocopida; Cyprididae.
AGAAUCUUCGAUCGACGCUUUCUUUCUUCGCAAUUCGUGUGAUGUGUUCAUGAUGAGUUCAGGCUAGUGAGAAACAGGAAAAUUUAUCAUGCCGCCAAACGUGAUGCUGGAGUGCAAUUGGGCCUCCGACAGAGGCCUCAACAGUUUACUGACGCUGCAUGAGUGCGGAAAGCCGUUUACAACUUUAGGAUUAAUCCCAAUGGAUAACAUUGUGACGGUGAACAACAGGGUGCGUCUGUUUGAUGAGUUGCAAUCGUCGCAAGCGUUGGAGUUGAAUUUCUAUGUAAGGGAAAACGUAAAUUACAGCGUGACGGGACUGACGAUUAUUUCCGAGAUCCCGAUAUUCGAAGUUUUCUCCGGAGAGGAAAUGGAGUAUGUGGGAACGGUCGGAGGCUACGCCGUUGAGAACGUACCGGAAAUAGUCUCGUAUAGAGUGGAUCUAUUGUUGCCCUUUCGAGUUAAAACCAAAGCCACGCUGAAAUACAAGUCCCCUCCUGGAAAGCGUUCGCUUUGGAUUUUCGGCGUCGGUGUUAUGUGGGACUAUCUUCCGGAAAUGGCUUCAUGCAUGGAUAUGAAUCAAGUUGUCAACUUAUUGUCGAGUGGACGUAGAAAACCAGCAUCUGAUACGGAUAUGACGCUAGUUACGAAGCUUUGCGAAAUCUUCAAUUCUUCUGGAGGUUCUUUGGAGUACGGGAAGGUCAGUCAAAGUCCACGAGGUGUCAGCGAUGGCAAUCUGCGUCAAGAAUCCUCUUCAGAAAUUUGCGAAGGUAAAGGCGAUGUUGGGACAUCCGAAGUUGAAGCAUUGUCUGCUCAGUUGAAUCCGUCGAACAACGAAGAGGUUGCGGCUCGAGUUUCCGACCUGACUGCGGAGUUCGACGCGUUUCGGGACAAGGUGGAAAACACUUUACAUGAGCAUUCGCAGCGACUGGGUCUAGUGUGUGAUGCGGUGCUUUCGAGGUCUCGAGCCAUCCACACGCCCGCUGGAGAUAUCGAAAAGCUCCAGUCGGAGUUUCGUAAACUUGAGUCAGAGUUUCGCGUUCGAAUGCAGGCUCAGGACCAUAAGUUGGAUUCAAUUUUACGCAUUCUAAGACGAGAAGCGUACAAAGGAACCGUAUUCCACACGGAUGCCAUGGAAAUGCGGAAAGCGUUCGCUCCUAAAGAAGCGUCGAGCUCGGGAUUCAUGAAGAAUCUCUUCUCUUCCUUGACGCCCCACCAUCCUUCCAAACGAGGUGCUGAUCUGUCCCAGUGGUUUCUGUGUACGAAAGCUCCUCCAAUUGCUCCUUGUCCGCCGCACAAGUACUGGUAA